UUGUAUAUAUUGGAAGCUUGGGGGGGGGGUAAGAGAAGGGAAGGGCUUUGAUGGAGGGGGCCUUAAGGCAGUGUACUCUCACUAAUGGAGUUCAAAGUUUCAACGGCAAGCAGUCAUCAAGAUUUUUCAGAAAAACAUCUUUUAGACAAAGGUUAUUUUGGCUAGCUGGUGAUGUGUGCCCCCUGGUCAAUUUAGAACUGCCACAAAUGAGGGAACAUCACAAGCUUCAGAUAAAGGUUUCUGCAGUUAGGAGGAGAAGGGCAUAUUUACAAUCUGAUACUUAUGUUCUGCUGGAACCUGGAAAAAGUGAGGAAUUCGUUUCAGAGGAAGAACUUAGGGUCAGGCUGAAGGGCUGGCUGGAAAAUUGGCCUGGCAAUGUCUUGCCGCCUGAUCUUGCAAGGUUAGAUAGUAUUGAUGCUGCCGUUUCUCACCUUGUGAGGUCUGUUUGUGAGCUUGAGAUUGACGGUGAGGCUGGCUCCAUACAAUGGUACAAAGUUCAGCUGGAAUGAGAGGGGCCUUUAAAGCAUGUCAUGAACAUGAUACAACUGGGUGGAAAAGAUCCCUAUUAGGUCAGCAUUCAUGUAUUAAAGAGUUUCAAAUACAUGCAUGAAAGCUCAUGUAAUCAACAGUGGUAGCAAUGGACCUUUUGGGUCUUAUGCAUCGUAAACCAAUAUGGUUAUAGCUGUAAGUCCCGCAUGAUGCAAAAUACAAUAGUUUCGUUCUUUUUCAGAUUCA
Messenger RNA from Phoenix dactylifera (date palm), 735 nucleotides. RefSeq names its product chlororespiratory reduction 7 (gene CRR7). The record is from RefSeq and is a predicted model, not a curated record. Gene Ontology annotation, cellular component: chloroplast stroma. Lineage: Eukaryota; Viridiplantae; Streptophyta; Magnoliopsida; Arecales; Arecaceae.